Chironomus riparius is the source of this 1981-nucleotide messenger RNA. The record is from the annotation of a GenBank genome assembly. NCBI's taxonomy places the organism in Eukaryota, Metazoa, Arthropoda, Insecta, Diptera, Chironomidae.
GUUCUAGAUACAAGAGUGAAAAAUAACAUAAAAAAUCGUCAUGAUAAUUAACAAGGUUCUAGUGACGUUUUUGAGUAUAACAUCAACUUUUAGCAUGAAUCAUUUGUUAUAUCCAACAAGUAACGACUCCCGUGUAAUAUCAGCAGCAGUUGCAGAAAUUAUUGAAAAAUUCUUCAUUGAAAAAUCGAUACAAUUUGGAAUUCUUGUAUUUGGUGACACGACACAUCACCUUAAUGACGUCAUUCAAGAAUUUGUCAGUCUCAUAAAUGCACGUCAACAUUUAACAAACCUAAAGUAUAUCGAAGAAAACCAGCUCAUCACCAUCGAUACUCCCUUAAUUGUCUUCAUGAGGAACAAAGAAUCUCUUAAGUCAUUCAUGAGAGUGUCACAAUUAAAUCCAGAAAUUCAGACAGACAUAAAGAUUUUAAUUUAUUUAGACGAGACUAUUCCAAUGCUCCCAAGUCAUCCACAGUUCACAUACGAUACAGCAGUGCUGGCUGAUCAUUUUUAUUACAUUUUAAAUGAGAAAAAGGUUGUCGUGUUCGUGACAAUUGAAUACUUUACUGAAAGAGGCUGCAAUGUUCCAACUGAGACGUUGAUUAAUGUGCUUCAUAAAGGAUAUAAAGCAUGGAAGUUCCAACUUACUGACUAUGAUAAAUUUCAAAACUUUCAUGGAUGUGAUUUGGUGCUGGAUGGGACAUUUGGGGUUAAUUUUAAUUUUAAGAAUAGGAAUCAGGACAUUAUUAACUGCUUGGUCAACUAUGAUUUUCUAUGCUUACACACGAUGUACUUAAUAUCCAUACAGGAAGAGCCACAAGGUUUGAAUGUCGAUCUGUUUAAAAUGAUGUCUAAGUCAGCAAAUUUUACACCAUCCUUUGCUGCUAGACUUCCAGAAGCCGUUAGAAAGAUUCAUAAUUUUAAGGAAAAGUAUCCAAUCGUCAAGUUUGCAACCUCGACUUUUACUAGAAUUGUUGGAUUCCAUACAACAUUCCUUUAUGACCUCAACACGAUAAUGGCUGCAACACCGAAUGAAUUUUACACAAAUUAUGAGAAACUUUGGCUACCAUUUGACUACUCAACUUGGUUCAUUCUGUUCCUGACUUUCACUUUAGUAUUUUUAUUCAUUUUUGCGAGCAAAUUUAUAGCUUCUUAUGUCCGACAUUCAAUAAUCGGUCAAGAGGUUCUCACACCAGCACUAAAUGUCCUUCAAAUUUUCUUUGGAAUUUCACAAAUGAAACUUCCAAACGCAUCGAUUCCUCGCUUCGUGCUCAUGCUGUUUAUUGUCUUUUGUUUGAUUUUCCGAACUUGUUAUCAAAGCAUGUUGUUCGAAUUCAUGACGUCAGACAUGAGGAAGCCACCGCCAAGGACAAUCGAUGAUCUGAUUGAGAGAGACUACAAAAUUCUGUUUUCUAUUCAUGACUCUAUUAUUGAUAUGAGGGAGGUGAUUCCUAAGGAUGAACAUUGGAAAAACAUUCGAAUCAUCAAUCACGGCGCAGAGUUGUAUGCUCAGUUUUGCAGUUCUUAUGACAAUUAUAGCUCAAAGCAGGCAUUCUUCUUAUUUGAAGAACAAUAUUCAACAUUCACAUCAUUAUGUCAUGGAGCAGCUUUAAAGCUAAAAAACUUUGAAGGAAAUAAUGUUCUUAUAGCAAUGUAUACAACCUAUAGAAGCUUUGUUUAUAGACAUCUUAGUAAUGUCCUUGAGAAAAUCAUUCCAGCUGGAAUUCCUGAAUACUUACUAAACUACUACAAAUUGUUCUUAUUUAAGAAGUAUGAACGAUUAUUGGAUAAAAGCCCGAAAGUAUUGACAGUUGAUGAUUUAGGUUUUGGUUUUGUUUUGUGGCUGUGUGCGUGUGGAAUUUCGAUGAUUGGAUUUUUAUUGGAACUAUCGGCGUUCAAAAUGAGAAGGACAAUUAACAAUUGCUGUGGAAUUUUUAUAGUCUUUUGGGUUUUAAAGAUUCGUGUCAGGAACAAUGUCAUGUAA